CAGUUUACCUUAAUCAAUUUUAUAUCAAUACUAUGAUUAUUUUAGUGAUACUAGCCAUUUUUGGCUUUCCAACAUUAAUAAAUGGCUAUUCAACUUUUGAACUUUAUAGUGAUGAUCCGGAUAUUUUUCGUAAUACAAGUGAAUUGAUUGAAUCUCGUGGAUUUCAAUCAGAAACUCAUCGAAUGAUUACUGAAGAUGGCUAUAUAUUGACAAUGUUUCGAUUAAUUAAUCCAUAUUUGAAACAUGAACGUCCAUUACAGCCAAUAUUAAUACAACAUGGCUUAUGUGGUAAUGGUGAUUAUUUUAUGUUAUCUGAUCAUGAAGCAUUGGUCGAAGGUGGACAAUUUAUGGAUCUAAAAACAUUACGUCCAUUGAAUUGUACUGGAUUGGAUAGGAAUGCUUCCGGUACAAGUAUAGCAUAUGUUCUGGCAGCCUGUGGAUAUGAUGUAUGGCUGGGCAAUUUUCGUGGCAAUCGAUAUUCAGAUGGUCAUAUUAUAUUGAAUCAAAGAAUCGAUCGUGAAUAUUGGUCAUUUAAUAUUGAUCAUUUUUCUCAUUAUGAUACACCAACACAAAUACAUUAUGUACUCAAUUACACUAGACAACCACAUUUGACGUAUAUUGGACAUUCGAUGGGUACAACAUCUAUAUUGCAACUUUUGACAGAAAAAACCGAAUAUUCAAAAUAUCUUAAGCCAAUCAUUCUGUUGGCUCCAGUUACUCAUGUUUCUCAUAUACGAUCACCAAUUUUAUUGUUGGGAGCUUAUACGCCAGCACUCAUCAAAUUCUUCGAAAAAGCUAAUUUACCAUUUUUUGGUCUACCAAGCCGAAUUUGGGCUCUUGUCGAUCAAUUAGUAGCAACAUUCAUCUGUGGAAACUCAUUGUUUAAACCAUUGUGUGCAUUAUUUUUGUUCAUAAUCACUGGAUUUGAUUAUCCUAAUCUAGCACCGCAAAUUAUUCCAUUUACAACCGGACAUUUUCCCGAUGAAACAUCGAUGGCUGCAUUUGCACAUUGGGCACAACGGGUUGUUUAUAAUACAUUCAGCUACUAUGAUUAUGGAAUUGAAGAAAAUCUGUUACGAUACGGAACAGCUAUCCCACCAAUUUAUAAUUUAUCCAAAAUCGAUUCGGAAAAUCUUAUGUUUAUUUCCGGCAUAAAUGAUUGGCUUGCUGAUCCGGAUGAUGUUGAUAUCCUGAGAAGUCAAUUGAUUGUUCGACCGCUGAAAGACUAUGUCAUUCCUUUUCAGCUAUGGAAUCAUGCAGAUUUUCUGGUUGGUACAAAUCGUGGUAUUGAACAGAAUUCAGUAAUAUUACAAUGGCUUCAUGAAUUUUUUGGUGAAAUAAAAUCAUAAUCACAGUGUUUGUAACCUGUUUGGUUAUCAUCGACAAAAAAAAACACUGAUUAAACAAAAUAAUUAA
Dermatophagoides pteronyssinus (European house dust mite) is the source of this 1416-nucleotide messenger RNA. RefSeq names its product lysosomal acid lipase/cholesteryl ester hydrolase-like. NCBI's taxonomy places the organism in Eukaryota, Metazoa, Arthropoda, Arachnida, Sarcoptiformes, Pyroglyphidae. Gene Ontology annotation, molecular function: hydrolase activity, acting on ester bonds. The record is from RefSeq and is a predicted model, not a curated record. Gene Ontology annotation, biological process: lipid metabolic process.